Ostrea edulis (European flat oyster) is the source of this 4227-nucleotide messenger RNA. RefSeq names its product protein moonraker-like. The record is from RefSeq and is a predicted model, not a curated record. Gene Ontology annotation, biological process: protein localization to centrosome; centriole replication. The transcript has 19 exons. Bases 315 to 3419 code for a protein of 1034 amino acids. Gene Ontology annotation, cellular component: centriolar satellite. NCBI's taxonomy places the organism in Eukaryota, Metazoa, Mollusca, Bivalvia, Ostreida, Ostreidae.
UUUCAUUUUGUAAACAAGGCCGCCAUUCUCACUGGAAUUUAAAUAGAGUGUUGUUUAUAAUUGUCAAUUACCGUAGAGUUGCAGAGCAUAUCCCCCUUUUUAAACUUUUGGAUGCACGAAAUUAUUUUUUUCUAUGUGCUGCGUUUGCCAGAAAUGAUAUCAACAGAAAGUAACCAAGUCAUUGAAAGAAUUGUAGCCUACUCGUGAAGCGUGUUCAUACUUGCAGAAACAGAUUGCAGGAUUGAAAAAUAGAAGGGGAAAACGAGAGUUUGAUAGAUAUAUUAUUAAUAUUUUCGUAAAAAGGCAAUAUAGAAAUGGCAUUUCAGAAUCAGCUGCAGUUCAACACGAGUGUACCGACAUACACGGAAAAUUUGGCGUUUCGUCACCACCACCCAAGGGCGCUUAUUAUAGAAAAGCCCCAUGUCCAACAAGCUGCCUCUGCGUUUGUCACGCGACAGAAUGUGUCUCAUGUCACUCGAGAAGUUAAUUCGAGUUCCCUGUCAAGUGAAAAAAUGGAAAUGGCUAUGAAAUUGGCCCAGCGAGAUAUCAGGAAACAAAGAGAUCAGGAAAGACUGCGAGCUUUAAAACCGAGAAGCAGAUCUCCAUCACCAAAAUCACUCAGAACAAGAGCAAUUCCAGGGCAAAAGUUUUGGAGCAAAAAUCAAAGAAGUCGCGAUCCAAAGAAGGAAAGACGAAUUGUAACAGUGAGAGAACAUGACAAAAAUCGUCAACCAAGGGAUUCUCGAACACAGACCCCACCAAGAGCACCAAAGUUUGGGGGCAGAGUGCCUGAUCCAAACUUUCCUGUUUCUUCUGAUUCUCCACCAUCGAAAGACACAGACCUGAAAAUUUAUCCAAUACAGAAGUUUGCUCCCAGUGAUCAACCUGCCAAAGAGAUAGAGAGGCUUCAGCGGGAAAUGGAGUCCUAUUUACAGCAGAUACAAGUCAUUGAGCAAAGGGCAUUAAAAGAACAGUCCAUGGAUUUCCUUCAACACAAGUCGAGGAAGAAGAAGGGCUAUCUUCCAGAUGAGGAGGACAGGGAGAGGAAGCAGGUUCGUAGUGAGGAGAUGCAGACCCGGGCUGCCCGGCAGCUGUAUGUUCUCAGACAACAGGUUCGAGAGGUCCAGAACCAGCUUAUCAGAGGCGACGUUGACAAAAUGAAACACACUAAAAAGAGUCAAAUCAUGGCUCGUCUGGCUGCAGCCCAUCGAGGAGCCGUGAGAGCUAUCCAGUCGUUUGUGAACAGUCUGCCCUUUACAGACUUACAGAGAGGUCUCCCAGCCAGUUACCAGGAGCUGGCCCUCCUUGUCAGACAGAUGUCCAUGCUGAGUACGCAACUCGCCACUGAUGAGAAGUCCAGUGUCCACCAAGACCUUCUCAACAUGCUGGACAGAGUGGAUGACUUGAACAAGGCAUGGUGUUCAGAAAUUCAGGCACUCUCCUCAACCAAACCGGAAAAUGUUUCUCAACAGAAACCCGCUUCUAGGCCUCCAUUUCAAGUUCCAAAACCAGUCAAACAGACGAAGCCAACAUUUGUGUCCUAUAAAGGCAAAGAGAACAGGGCUAGAGGUGUGCUGAUUGCAAGGAAGCCGUCCAAAGUCACAGGUAAAGCACAUUCAGGAAGGACCCUGACGCCUGAGAGGAGAGCCACUCUACAAGCUGGUAUUGCCGCUCUGAUGCAAGGUGAUAAACAAAGAAACAGGCUUGAUCUGGCGCAAGGAAGUAAACAGAUUAGCAGUGAUGGAAUGGCCUGGGAAAUUCCCAUCAGCAAACCACAGGCAGCACAGAAAAAGAGUCUGAUAAUCCCAGGAAAAUUACAAGCAAAGCGAGAUAAGGCCCAGAAGCCUGUGAUUAAAUCUGUACCAGAGACGCACUAUGCUGACCCCACCGUGGCCUCAAAACUCAAAGUAACCAUGCCCUACUACCAAGGCACAGUCUUAGAGAGAUCCUUUUCUGCACCUCCCUCACCAAGAGGUUACAAAGUCAGUCCUGAUUGUCCUCUGUAUGGUGCCUGGAAACCAGCAGGUAGAACUCCCACUACAAGGAGAGCGCGGUCUCAAAGUCCACAGUCAGGUCGUCAGAACUUCAUGUCACAGUAUGUGGAGGACAGCGUCGUACAAAAUUUGUACCAUGAUGCCUUCUUAAGCCCAAACCAGUCUAUCAAUGAGUUACAGAACAGAGGGAGGUCUCCCACAAGACAAAGACGCCAGUUCAGCAGGUCUCCUGAGAGUAUGGUUAAUGAAGCGGAACUGGCAAUCAGAACAAGGCUGAAACCACUGCUCGAAAAGGCAGAGAAAAUAGCAACAAGGCAGGAACAUUUUUCUGCAAUGAAUGAUGUCUCCGCGAGACGGAGGAUGGCUAAUGAAGCAUCUAACAAUGCAGGGACUCGUGGAGACGUUCUGGCUGAGAUUAUUUUGGAUGACAUCAUUAGGGACACUGCUGGGGAACUGGAGAAUUUGGAGAGAUCACAACGAGCAGAGCAGGAGGCCAUCAGAUUGCAGGAUAACCCAACUCUGGAAAACGUGUUUCAGAGACUGGAACAAAUGGAGCAAGAGCAGUUUGAAAUCAGAAGGCGCUGGGCAACACUGGAGUUUGAAGAAGCAGGGUCUAAUCUCAGAUCAAAGAGACAAACUGUUUCAUCUCAAUAUUCUAAGCCCAAUGCACCAGUUGCUAUGGAAAUUACAAGGAAAAGUGGACCUAGCAUAAUGGGGCAAAAGAACUUGUAUCAGCAAGAGUUCACAGAGGAUCAGCCCAUUAUUUUCACAAAGUUCAGGCCUGAGCCUAAGUUUGUACAGAAUCGAGUCGUACAGGAAGACGAACAGACAGAUCUUGAUAGAGCAGGUGGUCGGCCUGUGGAACUGACUCUGCCGAAAAAUGUGGUGGAGAAUAUCCAAAAUUAUGUGGAGAAAUAUGAGAGACAUUUAAAGAAAACAUCACAUCAGAUUCAGGGAAAGUUUGAUCCUUGGAAAUUGGUAGAGGAGGUUUCAGAUCAAGUUUUAGAAGACUGUUUGAGGGAAGUUUCAGAUGAGUUGGAGGACAUAAAUGAAGCUGUUGUCAAUCAAGUCUGCAAAUCUGAGUUCAUGAUCAAUAGCACCCUGAACAGUACACCAACGUCACCGGGCUUCACACCAGGGGCGUCCCCUCACCAGAGCCCUGCCCACUUACCAGGGGGGUCCCUUCACCAGAGCCCUGCUCACUUACCAGGGGGGUCCCUUCACCAGAGCCCCGCCCGCUCACCAGGAGGGUACACAUCAGUGACUUCUCCGGAUGGGGCAGUCAAAAUGGUGGUUUUCAGUGAAAAGGAUGAUGUAGUCUCAGAGUCACAGGAAGAACUGACAAUAUCAGAGGAAAUGACUGAAGACGACGAUGAAGAUGAUUACGAAGAUGAUUAUGAAGAAGAUUAUGAAGAAGAUGAUUGAUUAAUGUCAAACACAGAAGUGUAUGCAGAUAAACUACAUAAUGUACUCUUAUUUAAAUUAGAUGUAAAGUUACUCUCCACAUUCAUGGUUAUUACCUCACCCAUGUUAACUUCCACAAAUUAUAUUUCUUUGCCACUGUGCCAAUUUUAACUAAUUAACUAAACUUAUUACAAUAUAUAUAUAUGAUGGGACCCACAAGAGGGGUUUAAAGUUUUACAAACAACAACAUACAAAUUGUAUAUAGGACUCUUUCUAUUAAUGAAUAUGCAAUGAUCAUCAUGUUAAGUACAUGUUUAUUCAAGUUUCUAUACCAUGACCCACAGGAUCGGAUUUUGGCUACAGUUUAAUGGCAACUGCUUGUGUGAGGGAUUUUGACCGUGGUCUCCUGUAUUCAUAUUCAACUGAAUCACCUGUGAUAUUCAGUUUUAUAUGUAUGAAUAUAAAAAAUCAUGCAUAUGUAGAGUUCAAAUGUACUAGGCUAGGUACAUUUAGACAGGUUAACUGCUUAUACCUGAAAAGAUUUCCCUUGAUAGACAAGGACUGGAAAAUUGUUCAGUGCAUGUUUUGCAGUGUUUUGAAUGUUUUUUUUAAAUUCAGUUGUCAUAAAGUAGAUUUUGAGGAUAAUUGUAUUUUUUUUUUAAUCUGUGAUAUAUAUUUUUGUUUUAUGAUUUAAACAAUUUAAACAAGAUAGAUAUUGUAUAGCUUUAUGAUACUAAUUUGUCGUAAAAUAAAAAAGUUUGGAGAAUUUCAUUGUUGAGGAGACUUUCAGUGUAUUUUGAAUUAUAGUUACAUAAAGUCUGUGAACAUU